Molecule: messenger RNA, 429 nt
Organism: Lathyrus oleraceus (garden pea)
Lineage: Eukaryota; Viridiplantae; Streptophyta; Magnoliopsida; Fabales; Fabaceae
Exons: 1
Coding region: 1-429 (142 amino acids)
Source: RefSeq, a predicted model, not a curated record
AUGGGUAUGGUUAUUGAUACCCCGACUAAUGGUUCGGUGACUACAUCAUGGAUGUGUUUGAAUUGUUUAUUGACUAUCUAUGGUAAGAGUUUUGUGAUGGACUUAGUUUAUCUACCAUUGAAUCAACUCGAUGUUAUCAUUGGAAUGAACUGGUUGCAGUUUAACCAUGUUCAUAUCAACUAUUUUGACAAGUCAGUGCCCUUUCCAGAGUUUGAUACAAGUGAUGAGUUAUUUGUAUCUGUAAAGAAAAUGGAUGACUUCAUGAAGGGUGAUUCUAAGGUGUUUAUGAUACUAGCUUCCAUGAAGGCGGAAAGCAAAGCUACGAUUGGUGAACUACCUGUGGUGUGCAAUUUUCCAAAAGUGUUUCCAGAUGAUAUCCGUGAAUUUCCAUCGGAGUGCAGGGUUGAGUUUACCAUAGACUUAGUGUAA